Molecule: messenger RNA, 2094 nt
Organism: Plasmodium berghei ANKA
Lineage: Eukaryota; Apicomplexa; Aconoidasida; Haemosporida; Plasmodiidae
Product: conserved protein, unknown function
Exons: 1
Coding region: 1-2094 (697 amino acids)
Source: RefSeq, a predicted model, not a curated record
AUGUUGCAGAAAUACUAUCAAAGCGAGGAAAAGGAUGGAUCCAUCCGAACACACUAUUUUAAAAAGAUUGAAACAGAAAAAAUAAGUAAGAAGUUGCUGGAAUUGGAAAACAUGUUUCAAAUAGAAGACAUGUUUUUAGACAUGUAUAUAAAUGAAAAGGAAAGAAAUAAUUUUGAUUUUUAUAUAAAUAAUAUAUUAGACGAUUUUAGUAAUAAUAAUAAUUUAGAAAAAUGGAUAAACAUAGAUAUUAGUAAUGUAUAUAAUUAUAUUAUAUAUGACAAUAAAUAUUUUAAUGAUGUAAUAACAGAUAAAAAAGGAUACUUAAUAUUAAAAUUAAAAUAUACAAAUGAAAAUAAAAUUAUCACAUCUUAUUUUAAAGUUAAUUGUCGAAAUGCUCAAUGGGAUAACGAAAAGAAAGUAUGGUAUAUACCUUUAUUUUAUAUUUUUGAAAUAUCAAAAUUAACAAUAUUUUUGGGUGGAACGGUUAGUGAUCUUGUUCUUUAUUAUUUGUGCAAAUUAUUUCAUCACUUUUCGAGUAUAAAAAAUGUGCAUAAUAAUAGCUGGAAUAAUAAGCCAAAUGGUUUGGACCAAGGGAAAAUAGAAAAUGGUGAUAAAAUUGGGAAAAAAAAUGAUUUAAAAAAUUAUAGAGACAAUGAAAACCCUGAAAAAAAAGAAGACAUAAAUAAAAAAAUAACAGGCCAAAAUGAAAAUAUAAAAGAAAAUAAAUCACUGACACAAAAUAAUGAUAAAAAAAUCGAAGAAAAAGAGGAAUAUAACUUUGAAACUUUUGUUAAAAAAAAUAAAACUCAAUUCAUUAAAUAUAUAAAAAAUGUAAAUAUUUUUAAAAUAGAACAUAUAAUAAUAAAUAAUGUUCUAAAAAGUGAUACAUUAAAUAUAAAAAUAUUACCAUAUAAUGAAGAAAUUAUUAAAAAAAUAAGAGAAACAAAUUUAUUUCAAUGGGAUAAAGAACAAAAUAUUUGGCUAGUCAAAAAAAAAAAUUUUAAAACUUUUUAUGUCAGUGUAAUAAAAUUUUUUGAUUAUAAAAUUUGUUCUUACUAUGAUUUUUAUAAAUUUUCAAAACAAAAGCUAGUUGAUAGUGAUUUAGGAAAAAUAAAUAUGAACAGUUCAAGUGAUCAAAAAGAAAUAAUAAAAAAGAGAAAUUAUGAUAAUUGUAAAGGUAAUAUAUCACAAGAAAUCAUAAAUAAAAAAAAAAAGACAAAUGAUAAAAUGUGUAAACUUAAGGUAUAUUAUGAAAAUACGGAUUCUUCAUAUUCCGAUGAGUUACAACCAAAUGUUGACGCAAGUUAUUAUGAAGGUAGAGAGUUAGUGAAUACAAUCAAAUUAGUUGGUGCAGCAAAUAAUUAUUAUAAAGAAAUCAUAUAUAAUAAAUUAAAUAAAAUAAAAAAACUUAAACCUCCAAAUUAUGCAUAUGACCCUAAAGGAUGUAUGACAAAAAGCGGAGCCGGAACUAAAGGAAUAGAAAUAUAUGAUAUGCCAAGUGAUAUAAAUGAAUGGAAUAAAAUUAGUUUUUGCAUAGUUCCCAAUGAUUAUAAAAAAAACUUAGAUUUAUAUGACCCCAAAAUAUUAUGUAGUUUAGUUAGUGAUGUUUAUAUGCUUAAAGAAAAUGCUGUUGAUAUUAUUUUAAAAAAAUAUAACAAAUGGCCAGAAUAUAGUGAUGUAUUUUGGAAUAAUAUAUGCGCAGAAAAUGAAUUUAUAGUCAAUAAUAAAAGUUUUAACACAAGACAAAAAUUAGCUCAUGAUCGAUUAUUUAAUAAGCAAUAUUUUUAUAUUUUUAAUAUUAAUAGUAUUAAACAAUCAAAUUAUUAUGAUCCGCUAUUUUUGUGUAAAACAUUAAUUAAAUUAGGAGAAGGAAUUUUAGUAUCAGACCCAAUUGAUGCAGAUUAUGUAAUUAUACAUAACUCAGAAGAUUCAAAUGCAAUUAAUUUUUAUACUUCUUUACAAGAAACAUAUAAAAACCAAAAAAAAAAAAAAAAAAAACUUCCUUUAUUUGUUACUCCAAGUUUUAUAUAUGAUUGUAUUUUGAAUUAUUCAGUGUCUUACCCCUCAAAAAGUAAAAAUCAUUUUUGCUUUUAG